AUGGAGUCUUCCCAAGGCGCCAAGUGGAUCUCCACCGCCGGCAAGACGACGACCAUCGAAACGAUCCUCGGCGAGGGCGGCAUGAACGCGGUGCGACUCCGCCUUUGGACGGCCGGGCAGUACGACUUGAGCUACACAUUGUCCCUGGCCAAGCGCUUCUCCAAGGCGGGCUACAAGAUCUACCUCGACAUGCACUUCUCCGACACGUGGGCCGACCCCACCAAGCAGGCCACGCCCACGUCCUUCAACGCCGCGUCGGUCACCACGCUGGCCGCCAGCGCCAGGGCCUACGUGUCAUCCACACUCAAGUCGUUCACCGCCGCCGGCGUGACGCUCGACAUCGUGUCGCUCGGCAACGAGAUCACCUACGGCUUCAUGUGGCCGACCGGCAAGAUCUCGUCGGGCAACUACGCCAACUUCGCCACGCUCUGGAAGGCGGCGCGUCAGGGCGUGAACGACGCCGUGGCCACCGGCACGCCCAAGCCCAAGGUCAUGAUCCACAUCGACAACGGCUGGAAGUACACGACCGUGUCGAGCUUCUUCAGUGGGCUCUUCGCGACCGGCACGGUGUCUACCAGCGACGUGGACGUGUUCGGGUUCUCGUUCUACCCGUUCUACAACACGGCGGCCACGAUCUCGGCGCUCACGUCGUCGUUGACCCAGAUCGCCAACACGUACAAGAAGCCCAUCUACAUCGCCGAGACCGACUGGCCCACGGAGUGCACCAAGGUCAUGCUCAGCGCCUCGUACCCGAUCAACGCCAAGGGCCAGCGGGAGUGGGUAGUCGCCAUCAUGGGCGUGCUCAAUGGCCUGCCCAACAGUUUGGGCGCCGGUAUUUUCUACUGGGAGCCUGGAUACCUGUCGGUGGCGGGUCUGGGCAGCUCGUGCGAGUCCGCGCUGCUCUUCAGCGUCAACUGGGCCAACUGGCCCGUGACGUACGCCACAGCGCUCUCGUCCGUGUACAUGUUUGCUUAG
This is a messenger RNA of Phytophthora sojae, 975 nucleotides long. Its product is annotated as putative beta-galactosidase. The transcript is spliced from 2 exons. Gene Ontology annotation, biological process: pectin catabolic process. The record is from RefSeq and is a predicted model, not a curated record. NCBI's taxonomy places the organism in Eukaryota, Oomycota, Peronosporomycetes, Peronosporales, Peronosporaceae. Gene Ontology annotation, molecular function: glucosidase activity. Bases 1 to 975 code for a protein of 324 amino acids.